Molecule: messenger RNA, 937 nt
Organism: Oreochromis aureus
Lineage: Eukaryota; Metazoa; Chordata; Actinopteri; Cichliformes; Cichlidae
Product: 39S ribosomal protein L49, mitochondrial-like
Exons: 1
Coding region: 45-575 (176 amino acids)
Biological process (GO): translation
Cellular component (GO): mitochondrial large ribosomal subunit; ribosome
Molecular function (GO): structural constituent of ribosome
Source: RefSeq, a predicted model, not a curated record
CUGCACACUACUUCCGGGUCGCGCUCGUCACACCGCUCCACAUCAUGGCGGCCUUCUUUGGUUCUACCGUCCUCCGCAGAGCGUGGCUGGGACCUUCCACCUUGUGCUGCAGGACACCGGGGGAUCCUGUCUCUGCUGCCGGGCUCCGGUUUGUGAGUAAUGCUGCUCCAGAAGAUAAUCGGUCGCCGAUAAUAGAGUCCACGGAGGAAUACAAGUACGUUGAGCGGCUCAUCCCCCCAUCACGGAUUCCCACUCCGCCUAAACACACCGGUCCUACCCCAUCGGGCUGGAUCCCUCCUGCGGAUUCACCGCCGCCUCUGCCCUACACGAUCCGCCGCUCCCGCAUGCACAACAUCCCGAUUUAUACCGACGUGACCAAUAGCAACCGGAAAUUAACGCUGAUACGGAAAGUGGAGGGCGACAUUUGGGCUCUAGAGAAGGACGUGAGGCAGUACCUACAGGAGGUGACGGGGAAAGAGCUACCUACACAGGUCAACGAGGUCACCAUGACCCUGAAGGUCAAAGGUCACUUCGAUAAGGAGUUGAAGGACUGGCUGGUCCGCAAAGGUUUUUGACUGGAAGAGCUUCCGUUGCUGGCAUCGACCUGCUGAAGGGACAGGGAGCCGUGGAGGAGGCGGCCUGUCAAAUGGAGCACACUUCAAAGCCUGGUUCAGUCCUUAUGGAAGCAUGACUGCUGACCUGUGCCAAGUUAAUGAACUCUUUGACAGCAGUGAGAUGUGAUGUGACCACUGAGUGUGAAAUGAUGCAGGCCAGUUUAAGUAAUUGUGAUUAAACAUAGAAGCAUAGCAACUGUCUGUUUAAUGUCAUCCAUGCUUUCUCCAAAAAAUGAUGUAAAAAAUCUCGACUCGCCAAUUGUAGAUUCUUCAGACUGAGACUGAGUGUGCAACAACAUUAAAAUGACCUGCUUUAACAGUGA